AUGCCCAGAGGCACCAGGAUGAGAUUUGGCUGGAUCAAGGGAUUACUUGUUGCUUUUUCCACGGCUGCAGCCGUGAUGUACCUCGGCUCCAUUAAGCAAGCGGCCCAUAUGCACUCGGACUCUGCCCAGGAGGUCCAUCAUAACGACUCUUUCAGAGGUCAAAACAUGCUCCAGAGGAUGGAGAAGAUGGAGUCAGAUCUCAGUAAGCUGCUAACACUGAUGGAAAAGCUCCAAAACCAAGACACACCAGCAGCACACAAGGAUCCAGAGGUCAAGAAGGAGCCAAAGGUCAUGAGGAAGCUCUACCCAAACUCGCCGCUGUUUAGUAAGUGGGGCAGCGAGCUGUCAGAGGAGGAGCAGAAAGAAGCUGAAAGUGCCUUUCAAAGAUAUGGCUACAACGCUUUCCUGAGUGAGAGGCUGCCCCUGAACAGAGAGAUCCCCGACACCAGGAGCCCCAGGUGUGUUGAGAAAAAGUACCCAGAUGACCUUCCUUCAAUCAGUGUUGUGUUAAUUUACCUGGAUGAAGCACUUUCCAUCAUCAAAAGGGCCAUCCGCAGCAUCAUAGACAAGACACCCGCUAAGCUGCUGACAGAAAUCAUACUGGUGGACGAUCACAGCACAAACGAAGAUUUAAAGGAGAAACUGGAUGAAUACAUCCUCUCCAUCCAUGAGGAGCGUCCAAACCUGGUGAAGAAAGUCCAGCAUUCUGAGCAGCUCGGCCUCACCCAGGCCAGACUGUCGGGCUGGAAGGCUGCCAUGGGCGAUGUCGUUGCAAUCUUAGACGCUCACAUUGAAGUCCACAUCCAAUGGGCAGAGCCGCUGUUGGCUCGCAUCAAAGAGGACCGCACAUUGAUUUUAACGCCAGUGUUUGACAGAGUUAAUUUCGACGACUUGACGGUGACACCAUAUGUGCCUGCAGCAGAUGCAUUUGACUGGGCUCUCUGGUGCAUGUACGAGUCAUUCAGGCCCGAGUGGUACGCUCUGAAAGAUGAGUCGAUGCCUGCCAAGAGCCCCUCCAUCAUGGGGAUACUUGUAGCUGAUCGCAAAUUCUUUGGAGAGAUUGGAAGCCUUGAUGGUGGAAUGAAGAUUUAUGGUGGGGAAAAUGUGGAGCUCGGAAUUCGGGUAUGGCUGUGUGGAGGCAGCAUAGAGGUCAUUCCGUGCUCCAAAAUUGCCCAUAUUGAGCGGCACACCAAACCUUACCUGCCAGACCUGAGUGCAAUGAUGAAACGUAAUGCACUGCGGGUGGCAGAGGUGUGGAUGGAUGAAUAUAAGCGCAAUGUCUACAUUGCAUGGGGCCUACCUUUCAAGAAUCACGGUAUAGACAUCGGGGAUGUUUCUGAAAGGAAGAAGCUCAGAGAAAAGCUCAAAUGUAAGCCCUUCCAGUGGUAUCUGGAUAACGUUUACCCCUUGUUGGAGCCGCUGAAAGACCUGCAAGGUUAUGGCGCGAUGAUAAACGACUUGAAACCUGAACUUUGUAUUGAUCAAGGCCCAGUGCCGGGCAACACACCCAUUCUGUAUGGCUGCCACUUCUACGGCCCACAGCAAUGUUAUUACCGCACUGAUGGACAAAUGUACAUUGGUGGAAUCAAAUCUCACAAGUACAACAGCAACCGCUGUCUGACCGACCCCGGUAGAGGCAACACACCGGGACUGUACGAGUGCAAAGCGGCCAAACAGAAGAAGUACCACAUACUUUGGGAUUUUAAACAAGGAGGCGCUGUUCAGAACAAAGACACAAAGAGAUGUCUGGAAAUCGCCAUGGCUGCUAACGGCUAUUACGAACUUGUUAUUCAGCAAUGCACCAAUCAAAGCUGGAAGAUACAACAUGUCAUAAAAGCCUUCUGAAAGCACAAAACUGGAGACGAUAACUGAGCCGUA
Molecule: messenger RNA, 1878 nt
Organism: Thalassophryne amazonica
Lineage: Eukaryota; Metazoa; Chordata; Actinopteri; Batrachoidiformes; Batrachoididae
Product: probable polypeptide N-acetylgalactosaminyltransferase 8
Exons: 11
Coding region: 1-1845 (614 amino acids)
Cellular component (GO): Golgi apparatus
Source: RefSeq, a predicted model, not a curated record